This is a messenger RNA of Lycium barbarum (goji berry), 1670 nucleotides long. Its product is annotated as metal tolerance protein 4-like. The coding region runs from base 238 to 1536 and encodes 432 amino acids. The record is from RefSeq and is a predicted model, not a curated record. Gene Ontology annotation, cellular component: membrane. Gene Ontology annotation, biological process: monoatomic cation transport; transmembrane transport. The transcript is spliced from 7 exons. Gene Ontology annotation, molecular function: manganese ion transmembrane transporter activity. Lineage: Eukaryota; Viridiplantae; Streptophyta; Magnoliopsida; Solanales; Solanaceae.
AUAUUCCGUUCUUACUUUAACUUGAAAAACAGAAUAAUUUUGGAAUCUCAGAAAGAAGUUAUCCAUUAGGCAGAAAAAGGUAACAAUCAUGUAUAAAAAAAUUAUAAUAUAGUACGCACUACUUUUAGUCUUCUUUAUAUUUUUAGUACAACAUCUGACUCUGUCUUUUUCUAAUAAUAAUAUAAGUUAGAUCAUAUCUUAAGUCGUUAAGUAUAUAUAUCUAAUGCCAAUGGUUACAUGAAUAAUGAAAUAUUGGAGUUUGUAGUGAAAAUAUACAUAGAAGUUCUGAUAAUGGAGGGAAAUUUAGAGGCUAAUAGAACUAAUAAAACUCCAUUGCUGGAGGGGUGGAAGCUUAGCAGAAGUGGACGGCUGAGCAGCCGGCGUUUCAGUCGGCGUAACUCUUUUACGUCACUCCGCCAUGAUUUUAUAUUAAGGCUUCCAGAUAAGGUGAUCAAGUCUUGUGCUAUUGAUGCUGAAGCUUCAUCCAUCAUUGAUAAUAUCUCCAAAUCCUCUGACUUAACCAAAGGAGAAAAGGAAUACUAUGAAAGACAGUUUGAGACGUUGAAGUCAUUCGAGGACGUUGAUAUUGCAGUCGCAUCAGAUUCCAUUGAUGAAGAGGAUCUUGAAGAACAAGCUCAACAUGAGAGAGCAAUGACAAUCUCCAAUUAUGCAAAUAUUAUACUUCUGGCUCUUAAGAUCUAUGCCACAGUAAAGAGUGGUUCUUUAGCUGUCGCUGCGUCUACAUUGGAUUCAUUGCUUGAUCUCAUGGCUGGUGGCAUACUAUGGUUCACUCAUCUUGCGAUGAAAAAUAUUAAUGUAUAUAAAUAUCCUAUAGGGAAAUUGAGAGUGCAGCCCGUUGGAAUCAUCGUGUUUGCUGCUAUUAUGGCUACUCUCGGCUUUCAGGUAUUGAUCGAGGCUGUGAAACAACUAGUUGAAAAUAAACCUCCUGAAAAGAUGACUUUGGAUCAGCUUGGAUGGUUAUAUGCAAUCAUGUUAACUGCAACAGUGGUAAAACUUGCCCUGUGGCUUUAUUGCAGAAGCUCGGGAAACGACAUUGUUCGUGCGUAUGCAAAGGAUCACUAUUUCGAUGUGGUUACUAAUGUAGUCGGGUUGAUAGCUGCUGUGCUUGGUGAUAAGUUCUACUGGUGGAUUGAUCCUCUUGGUGCACUUAUCCUGGCUAUUUAUACAAUCACAAAUUGGUCAGCCACUGUGAUAGAGAAUGCAGUGUCACUAGUGGGACAGUCAGCCCCUCCUGAAGUUCUGCAGAAGUUAACAUAUCUUGCUAUGAGGCAUCCUCAAGUGAAGCGUGUUGAUACAGUUCGAGCAUAUACCUUCGGUGUCUUAUACUUUGUUGAGGUUGAUAUUGAACUCCCGGAAGAUUUGCCAUUGAAAGAAGCACAUGUUAUCGGAGAAGACCUACAAAUAAAGCUCGAGAAACUCCCUGAAGUAGAACGUGCAUUUGUUCAUAUUGAUUUUGAAUGUUAUCACAAACCAGAGCACUCUGUCCCCAGUAGGAUUCCCAACAGUGAACCUUAAGUGUGUUUUCAUCAUACAGGAGAAAUUUGAAUGUAAAGAAUAGGAAUUGCCUGAAUUACUUUGAUUGGGAGCUCAACUGCUCCACUUAACCUCUACAGAUACUCUUGGUCAUGCUUGUGGAAUUUGCAUAAUAA